CCCCCCUUUCCAAGUACCGGCGAAAAUCCCGAACCGGGGAAAACCCAGAUUCGAUUUUUAUACACAAAAAUGGUUUCGGACUCGGACCUGGUGGCCCGACUCAGAGAAAUCCUAUCGCAGUCGGACCUCGACACCGCCACCGCAGGCAGUGUGAGGAAACAACUCGAGGAAGAAUUCGGCGUCGACUUAUCUGAUAGGAAAGGUUUUAUGAGGGACCAGAUCGACGUUUUCCUCGAAACCCUAAAUCAGGAAAACGAAAAGCACGAACAUGCGCCUGGUUCUGAAAAUGAAAAUGACGUGCUUCAAGAAGAUGAUGAUGAUGACGAUGAAGAAGAAGAAGAAAGCAAGGGAGAAGGAAGUCAAACAAGAGCAAGUAAAGCCGAUCAAAAAGUGAAGAAAAGAGGUGGUGGCUUUCAGACAGUGUGUAGCCUUUCUCCUCAGCUUCAAAAAGUAGUAGGAGAGUCUAAAUUGGCCAGAACUGAGGUAGUGAAGAAACUUUGGGUAUAUAUCAAGGAGAAGAAUUUGCAAGACCCGAAUAAUAAGCGAAAUAUUAUAUGCGACGAACUACUUCGUGCUAUUUUUCGCAUAAAUUCUAUUAAUAUGUUCCAAAUGAAUAAAGCACUGACCAAGCAUAUCUGGCCGUUGAGUGAAGAUGAUGAAGAUUCGAAUCAUGAGAUGAAAUGUGAAGAUGGUGAUGAUUCUGUCUCCUUAAAUGCUGAAAGUGCAAAGGAAGAGGAGAAAGAAGAGGAAAAGGAAGAUGAUGAUCCUGAAAAGGAAGACGAUGAUGAUCCUGUUUCCACAAAUGCUGAAAGUUCAAAAGAAGAAGAGAAAGAAGAGGAAAAGGAAGAGGAGGAGGAAAAGGCUGAGCACGUGGGUAAUGCACAUAGAAGCAGGAACAAAAGGUCGUCUAAAGUGGAUAAAGAUAUCAAGAGAAGGGGAGGUGGGUUUAGUAAGUUGUGUAGCCUUUCCCCACAGCUUCAGGAAUUUAUUGGAGAAUCUGAACUGGCCAGAACUGAGGUUGUUAAGAGAUUGUGGGCCUAUAUCCGAGAGAAGAAUUUGCAAGAUCCGAAGGACAAAAGAAAUGUAUUAUGUGAUGAAUCAUUGCGUGCUCUUUUCGGUGUAAAUUCUAUCAACAUGUUUCAGAUGAACAAGGCUCUUUCCAAACACAUAUGGCCAUUAAAUGAGGAAGAUGCUCAAUCUGACUCUACAAAAUUGGAAACAAAAUCUAAACAAGCAAUGGAGAAGGCUCAAGCUGAAUCUGCGAAAACGGAAAGAAAACCUAAAAAAGCAAGGGAGAGGGGUGCAUCAGAGCCAAAACAGAAAGAAAAGAGGCAGAAGAAAGGAACAUCUGGUUUUCUUGCUCCUCUUCCUCUUUCAGAUGCUCUAGUGAAGUUUUUUGCUACCGGUGAAAAUGAACUAAGUCGUGCUGAUGUUGUGAAGAGAAUAUGGGACUACAUAAAAAAGAAUGAUCUUCAGGAUCCAUCUGAUAAGAGGAAGAUCUUAUGCGACGACAAGCUCAAAGAACUUUUCGAGGUGGACUCCUUCAAUGGCUUUUCCAUGACAAAGCUUCUGACUACUCAUUUCAUCAAGCUGGAACAGUGAGUAAUUUCUUCUGUGUAUAUAACAUAAACAUAAGCCUGGAACUAAAAGUGGGCAAUUUUGCUUGGGGAAUGAAACUAGGGUUCUUGCUGUUGUCUGGUAACUGUAACUUUCAAUUAUGUACUACAAAACUGCAGCAGCAUCUUUUGAGGAAGAAGU
Hibiscus syriacus is the source of this 1758-nucleotide messenger RNA. RefSeq names its product neurofilament medium polypeptide-like. Bases 70 to 1602 code for a protein of 510 amino acids. The transcript is spliced from 11 exons. NCBI's taxonomy places the organism in Eukaryota, Viridiplantae, Streptophyta, Magnoliopsida, Malvales, Malvaceae. The record is from RefSeq and is a predicted model, not a curated record. Gene Ontology annotation, cellular component: nucleus.